This is a messenger RNA of Labrus bergylta (ballan wrasse), 5531 nucleotides long. NCBI's taxonomy places the organism in Eukaryota, Metazoa, Chordata, Actinopteri, Labriformes, Labridae. The record is from RefSeq and is a predicted model, not a curated record.
GCAGGCCGCCAGGAGCUGAGCUGCUCUCUCAAAGUUCCCCCCUCGAUCAUCUGAUCGACCACUCGAUCAAUUACUCAACGCCAGUUCCAACAGAAGGGAGCUCACACAGGAGCCAUGAGCGGGACCAAGGUCUUGCUCCUGGUGCUUCUGGUUGGAUGGGAGAAGUCGCUGGGUCUCAACUGGAACCCGGUCCCCCGCAAAACUGUUCGAUACCACGAUGUGUUGGACAGCAUGGCGAGGUUCAGCGUCCAGGGAGUCUGCAACUACAGCAUGCUGACUCUGUCCGACCACGAGAGGGUUCUGUACGUCGGAGCGCGGGAGGCUUUGUUCGCCCUGGACCCCAACGACAUCAGCAGACAGCUCCGACCACAGAUCGACUGGCCCGCUCCACAGGAUAAGAAGAGGGAGUGUGUCGCCAAAGGGAAGAACAACCAGACCGAGUGCUUCAACUACAUCCGCUUCCUGCAGAGCUACAACCACACGCAUCUCUACACCUGUGGCACCUACGCCUUCCAGCCUAAAUGCACCUACGUGAAUGCUGAUUAUUUUGCCCUCAACACGGCCGCCCUGGAAGAUGGCAAGGGUAAAUGUCCAUAUGACCCUGCCAAGGGGCAUACAGGCCUGAUAGUGGAUAAGGAGCUGUACUCUGCAACACUCAACAACUUCCUGGGUACAGAGCCAGUCAUCCUGAGGAAUCUGGGCCAACAGCACUACAGCAUGAAGAGUGAAUACUUGCCUGCUUGGCUCAAUGAGCCGGACUUUGUGGGUUCGGCCCUGGUGAGGGAGAGCAGUGGCAGCAAAGAAGGCGACGACGACAAGAUCUACUUCUUCUUCAGCGAGCGGGCGCUGGAGCUGGAGUGUGACACCGAGCUCACUGUGGCCCGAGUGGCCCGCGUCUGCAAGGGGGAUCUUGGUGGUACCAGGACCCUGCAGAAGAAGUGGACCACCUUCCAGAAAGCCCGGCUGGUGUGCUCCCUCCCCGAGCGCCACGUCGCCUUCAACAACCUCAGGGCCGUGUUCACGCUGCCGGGCCAGGACUGGAAGGGAACCACCUUCUACGGCAUCUUUCACGCCCAGUGGGGCGACGUGGACGUGUCGGCGGUGUGUCAGUACCAGAUCAGCGACGUGAAGAAGGUGUUUGAAGGAUCCUACAAGGAGUACAGAGAGGCAUCACAAAGGUGGGGACGCUACACCGGAGCUGUGCCCGCCCCGCGGCCUGGAUCGUGCAUCACUAACACCGACAGGGACACCGGCUACAACAGCUCCCUGCAGCUGCCCGACGCCACGCUCAACUUUGCCAAGAAGCACCCGCUGAUGGACGACAAGGCUCUGGCUCGCCCCCUGCUGCUCACCAAGGGGGUCAACUUCACCAAGCUGGCGGUGGAUCGGGUCAGCGCCUUGGACCAGCGGGCGUACAACAUGCUCUUCAUCGGCACAGCGGAGGGCUGGCUGCAGAGGGUGGUGAUCUACGGCUCCGAGGCCCACGUGAUCGAGGAGAUCCAGCUGUUUGAGAACGUUCAGCCCGUGGACAGCCUGACCAUCUCACACUCCAAGAAGUACUUAUACAUCGGCUCUCGCUCCGAGGUUCUCCAGCUGCCCUUGGCCAACUGCAGCCGCUAUCAGUCACAGCCAGACUGUCUGCUCGCCCGGGACCCCUACUGCGCCUGGGACAGCGAGGGCCGGGCCUGUGUACGCAUCGACCUCCACCGCGGCUCCACCUCCUCCCUGUCACAGGACCUCAUGCUGGAAAGGUUCAGCCGGGGAAAAGCCAAGUUCGAUAAGCCUGUCUCCAUCCCCAGCCCCGAGCACUCCCGUCUGAGGAACGUAACCGUGGUGGUUGGGUCUGACAUGGUGCUGCCCUGCCAGCUGGUCUCCAACUUGGCUCAGCCCUUCUGGGUCCUCAACGACCGCGAGCUCCAGCUGGGGGACCCUGAGGUGGGUGGGCCUCGCUUCGACCGCACCCUGAAGGCACUUGUCGUCCCCGAAGCGGGCCAGAUGCAAGCGGGCCGCUACGUCUGCUACUCAGAGGAGCAAGGGGUCAAGUUUCAGACCGAACGCUACCAGGUGGCCGUGGUCGCCAGCGCCCCGGUCUUCAUGGAGGCGCGGGCUCCCGACAGCAGCAUGGGGCUCUUCUGGGUGCUGGUCAUCACCCUCGGGGCGGCGUGCCUGCUGCUCCUCGUGGCGGCGCUGUACCUGCGCAGGAGGCUGAAGCUGGCGCUGGGGAAAGGCGCCGACAUGAAGCCCCUGGAGAGCACGCUGGUCUACCCCAUCACGCUGCCCAAGGAGCCGCCUACCUUCGUGCCCAGCAAGAUGCCCAGCGACGAGGACCGCUUCUGGGAGACCGGCGCCAACUACUACUACUCGGACGGCUCGCUGAAGAUCGUUCCCGGCCACGCCCUGGGGCCCGCCAGUGUCGGCAGCACGGCGUCGCCCAGCACCAUCCCGGGCCAGCCCAUCCACUCCCCGAGCCGUCUCAGCCUCACCAACAUCCGAGGCUCGGGUAGCAAUGGCUACAUCCGCCUCAACCUGAGCACAGCAGGGGAGGAGAGGGCUAGCGGGGCCGGCGCUGGGGGCGGCGGGCUCGGGGGUCUCGGCAUGAGCGGGAACGAUUACUCCAGCCCCUUUAAGGAGGAGCUGAGGCGCACGCUGCAGCAGAGGAGCGUGCUGCCGGACGCCAACCCGGAGGAGUCAUCCGUCUAGGCCUCGUCUUCCUCCCGUCUUCGUUCCCUGAGUUGGAAAACAAAAAAACAACCAACCUACCUCUUCCUCUUCUCGAGGAACGCCUGCUCUCGCUCUCUUUCAGUGACCACGCUGUCAACUCCCCACGCUCUCUCUCUCUCUCUCUCUCUCUCUCUCUCUCUCUCUCUCUCUCUCUCUCUCGCGCCGCCAAUGCCUGAUUGGCUCACUGUAGACAUUAAUAGCACACAGCAUGUUAAAUAUCCACAGAGUCGGUCAACACGCACUCCUACUAUUGUGUUCCCAGCAACAUGCGGCCAUGUCUGGUGGCUUUUUUUCUUCUUCCACUGUGCGAUCGCCACACGUGUAAAUUUUGUAUUUAAAGAGGCUGAACACAAGAGGAGAACACCUCAAGCAUGGAAAUCAAACGAACGGCGCAACAUGUUUUUUCUGAUGGGCACAUUUUUUUUUUUUUUUAUGUUAAGUGGACCAAGUGAGGCUUCAAGUCGGCGCGCUGAAGCCACCAGUUAAUGAACGGUGGAAGUAUCUUGACUGGAAAUUACAAACUGAUUCUCUGUCCCUCUUGUCCUUUGAGACUUUUUUCAGCUUACUGCACUUAAAAAAAACUGGAAGCGCGUGUCUUCCCUUUUUUUUAGUACUUGAGAGCUGAGAGUGUGAGAGCGGUAUUAAAAAAAAAAAAAGACUAAUUAAUCUGGAAGCAAGACGACAAUCAUGUCCCGUAUAGCAGGAGCUCUGCGUGGGACCGAGAGGAGAGAGAGACAAAAGAGAAGAGGAAAUUAAAUGGAAAAUGACGUGAAUUGGAGUGAAAGACACGAGGGGGUUUUCGAAUGAAGGACAAUCUCUCAAGACUUUCUCUGCUCAAUUUAUACCCCCCCCCCCCCAUGUUGUAUUUAUCCCCCGAGAAAGUCUCUGAUUCCUCUUCCACUUUAAUUUGUCGUGACGGUUUGCUUUGAAUUAAGACAUUUCUUGUUGUUCUUUUUUCUUGUGUCUUACGGACGACGUCAGUGUUCUAACGGUUAUCGAGAGGCCCCCCCCCUGUGAAUGACAAUGUGAGGGGCAGGCGCUUACAUUCCCCCCCCCCGCACGAUGACCCACAAACGCACCUUCAAGUCCAAUAUACUAAGUGCACUCCAAAUGACAUUUAUUCAGCCGCGGGUUGUAACAAAUAUGUGUUUUGGUUGAGUCCCUUUCGGGUGUUUGUUCAUGGCUUUAGAAAGAAAAAGAAAUGGCUAUUUGCAUUCAGCUAUUUGCAGCGGAACAGAAAACGGCACACUUAAGCUGACGUGAAGACAUUAGGCAUGGAGAAUGUAGUUGAACCCUCACUGUUACGACCGCUGUGGAUGUCUCAAUAAGUGCUUUAUAUCUCACGUUUUGGGUGAGGGUGGUGACUUGCACUGCCAAGAAGGAAACUUUCCCUCACACACACACACACACACACACACACACACACACACACACACACACACACACACACACACACACACACAUUUUUACGCACGGACUCUCAGUCCUCUGAAUGCCAACGAUCCCGGACUAUCAGUGUGUCUGUGACGCACUCUUAAACCCCCAUGAUGAACCCCCUCCCCUCGUACCGACGCCCGGAGAAUGACCCGGGGCUACUGUGGACGCAAACAGAGGAAGAGCACUGUACGACAUGCGGACAGAGGAAGACUAACUGCUGGCUCCAGGCGUGAAGCUGCAGUGAACCAGUGGAAGCAGGGUCAGCUCUCUGGUGUUUUUGGACCGUGUCUGUCGGGACCAGAGGAGUCCAGAGUGAAGGAAGGGGGAGGACAACCAACGUCCCCCCCUCCUCCCCCACACCUCUUCUCCAACUGUGUACAGAGCUGAGAGAGUUGUAGAAUAUCAAAACGAUCCCGACGUUUGAAGUGGAGGAACUCAUCAUCCGCCAUCAGCACUCCACCCUCGUGUUGCAUGAUCCUCUACAAGUGGACUGUACAUCUUUGAUACGACCAUUCUCGCCGCCUCGUGUUUUCAUCCUGAGCGGACCUUUACAGACGCUGAUAUUGUGAACGAAUGAUCUCUUUGGAUUAUUUAAAGAAAAAAAACACUAAACAUGUCUGAUUUUCUGGUUCAAAGGGUUGUACAGGAAUCCGUGUUUCCCUUUUUUCUGUGCCUCUCUUCACCUUUCCGAUAAGCCAAAGUAGACUGCAGUUGCUUUUUUUUUUUUUUUUUUGUUCUAGUUGAAAUUCUUCAAUUAAUUUGAUUUGAUUCCAGAUCAAUAUUAAAGUCUCAGCAGUCCGUCCACUUUUAACGCCACUGAGCUGAUGUCUGCAGCUUUUUUUCUGAAUAUUUUAUCCACGGCUAAAUUCUCCCUCGAGCGAGACGCAGAGAUCGCUUACGGCUGAUCAAUCCACUUCCUUUUUCCGCUUUCUGUUUGAUAUGUCAGCCGUGAUCUGCCAGCUCCAGUUCUUUAUGAGAUGAUGAACCAAAAAAAAUGUAGUCCCUGUUUAAUUUGUCUGCCCCUUAAAAACCAAAUAAGUAUCUGUUGAUUCAAAGAUUAGCGAUAGAUUGGCUCCACUUUCUGUCCUGGAGGAGCGAGUGAGCUCAUCACACUGGUACUCAGAUUGUCUUCAUAUGUUUCCCUUUUUGAAGAACACGUUGCAAAGACUACAAAUGCAAAUGCGUACAGGUCUCCGCUGAUGAGAAAUGCAUGUUUGAUGUACUUUAUGUGCAUUUGUUCAGUUCUUACAUGUGUUUGCUUGUUAUAUUUCCUCACACGAGGCGUUAAGUUUGGCUUUCUUUGCUCACAUUGUUUUUUUUGUUUCUGUUGACGCUCCGGUUCUACUUUGCAUUUUUUUUGCCCGUCUUGUUAA